Camellia sinensis is the source of this 5453-nucleotide messenger RNA. NCBI's taxonomy places the organism in Eukaryota, Viridiplantae, Streptophyta, Magnoliopsida, Ericales, Theaceae. The record is from RefSeq and is a predicted model, not a curated record.
AUGGGUUGUUUGGAUGAGAAUGAGAAUGAGAAUGAGAAUGAGAAUGAGAAUGAGAUUGAGAGAGAUGGGUUCAUAAUCUCCGAAGCUGUAGACACCAUAACAACAACUCAGCUCAUUAGAGACAAUGAGACCAUAGUUUCAUCUGGCGGAAACUUUGAACUGGGAUUUUUCAGCCCCAGUAGUUCCAAGAAUCGAUAUUUGGGAAUAUGGUACAAGAAAAUAACAACCAGGACCGUGGUAUGGGUUGCUAACAGAGAAACAGUCCUAAAGGUCACCAGCCCAGGAAUUCUUGUCCUACUCAAUGGAACUAGCAACAGGAUAUGGUCUUCUAAUACGUCAAGAUCAGUACAGAACCCAGUUGCACAACUUUUGGACUCAGGAAAUUUUGUUGUGAGAAACGCCAAUGAUGAUAACCCACAGAAUUUUUUGUGGCAGAGUUUUGAUUAUCCAGGUGACACACUAUUACCAGGUAUGAAGGUGGGAAGGAACUUGUUAACCGGGCUAGAUUGCUACUUGUCAUCAUGGAAGAGCAAUGAUGAUCCAGCUCAAGGUGAUUAUACAUUCAGGAUGGAUACUCGUGGAUAUCCACAAUUGAUUGCAAGCAAUGUUACUGCUGAGACGUACAGGACUGGACCAUGGAAUGGUGUCCAGUUUAGUGGGACAUUGAACUUGAAAAAAAACAGUAUCUAUAAUUUCAGUUUUACUUUUAAUGAGCAGGAGGUGUCUGCUGGUUAUGAGCUUGUCAACAGCGCAGUUAUUUCAAGGUUAGUGUUGAGUCAGGAUGGUGUUAUGAGGCGCUGGACAUGGAUUGAUCGAACACAAGAUUGGAACCUUUACAACACUGCACCAGCUGAUAGCUGUGACAAUUAUGCAGUGUGCGGUGCUUAUGGUAGCUGCAACAUUACUAAUUCCCCAGUAUGUGGGUGUUUGAACAAAUUUGUCCCAAGAUACCCGAAGGAUUGGGAUAGGGGAGAUUGGUCAAACGGGUGCAUGAGGAGGACACCCUUUGUUUGUCACCAUGGAGAUGGAUUCCUAAAGUAUUCCAGGAUCAAAUUGCCAGACACACAAAAUUCAUUGUUCAACGUGAGCAUGACCCUUAAGGAAUGCGGAACAAUGUGCUUGGAAAACUGCUCUUGUAUGGCAUAUGCAAAUUUAGACAUAAGCGGAGGAGGAACUGGUUGCCUGCUCUGGUUUGACGACCUGAUUGAUAUCAGAGAGUUCAGCGAAGAUGGGCAAGAUCUCUAUGUGAGGAUGGCAUCCUUUGAGUUAGAAACAGUCCCCCAAGUUGGCUCCAAUGGGAAGAGAAUAGAGAAAAUCAUAGUCAGUUUGACAGUAACAACUGGAAUGCUUCUGCUAUGCCUGAGCCUGUUCUUGUAUGUCUGGAAAAAGAAAAAGCACAAGCAGCUAAAGAGAAAAGUAAUAAUGGGAUACAUCUCCAAGCAAAAUUACUCCAAUAGUGAAAGCCAGAAGGAAGAUUUCCAGUUACCUUUAUUUGACUUCGCUACAAUUGUGAAUGCCACUGAUAACUUCUCAAUAAACAAUAAGCUGGGGGAGGGUGGAUUUGGCCUUGUUUACAAGGGUGAGCUUAAAGGGGGACAAGAAAUAGCUGUGAAGAGACUUUCGAGAAAUUCUAGUCAAGGACUCGAUGAUUUCAAGAAUGAAGUUUCAUAUAUUGCAAAGCUUCAACAUCGGAAUCUUGUGAAGCUUCUAGGAUGCUGUAUUCAAGGAGAAGAGAAGAUGGUGAUCUAUGAAUACAUGCCCAACAAAAGCUUGGACUACUUUAUAUUUGAUCAAACCCAAAGCACAUUACUAGAUUGGCCGACGCGCUUUCACAUUAUCGAUGGAAUUUCCCGGGGGCUUUUGUAUCUUCAUCAAGAUUCCAGACUGAGAAUUAUCCAUAGAGAUCUCAAAGCCAGCAAUAUAUUGCUAGAUAUUGACAUGAACCCAAAAAUUUCGGAUUUUGGUUUGGCUAGAAGUUUUGGAGGAAAUGAAACAAAAGCGAAUACAAACCGAGUAGUUGGAACAUAUGGCUACAUGCCUCCGGAGUACGCAGUGCAUGGGUAUUUCUCAGUAAAAUCGGAUGUUUUUAGCUUUGGUGUUUUGGUGUUAGAGGUUGUUAGCGGGAAGAGAAACAGAGGUUUCGUUCAUGCAAACCACCAUCACAACCUUCUUGGGCAUGCAUGGAUUCUCUAUAGAGAAGGCAGGUCAAUAGAACUAAUUGAUGUGUCUCUUAAGGAACUCAAGUUAUCUAUUGAAAUACUAAGAUCAAUCCAUGUAAGUUUAUUAUGUGUGCAACAGUGUCCAGAAGAUAGGCCGAGUAUGUCAUCAGUGGUUCUGAUGUUGGGUGGUGAGGGUGCAUUGCCUCGGCCUAAACAGCCUGGUUUUUUUGCAGAAAUGAAUCAAGGUGAUGCUGAUUGUUCAACAAGCAGGGAUGCACCAAGUUCAACCAAUGAAGUCACUGUUACUUUAGAUGGUCGAGUUGUGCGGCUUGGUUUAGGUGAGUUUUAUGUAUGGUCUGAUGUUGAUUCGUUGUGUUUGUUUGAUGCGUUUAGUUUUGUGGGGUGUGUCAACGUUCGAUGUAUGGUGUUUGUAGUUUUGUUGUUGUGUACUUACGAUCAGACCAAUGCAAUUAAAUACACCAAGAUUAGAAGCAUGAGGACAUCAACUGAAGGCUUCACCAUACUUCUAUUCUUAUCUUCUUUAUUUUCCAGUUUCAUAAUCUCGGAAGCUGUAGACACCAUAACAACAACUCAACUCAUUAGAGACAACGAGACCAUAAUUUCAUCUGGCGGAAGCUUUGAACUGGGAUUUUUCAGCCCCGGUAGUUCCAAGAAUCGAUAUUUGGGAAUAUGGUACAAGACAAUAACAACCAGGACCGUGGUAUGGGUUGCUAACAGAGAAACUCCAAUCACCAAUGCAUCAGGAGUCCUAAAGGUCACUAGCCCAGGAAUUCUUGUCCUACUCAAUGGAACUAGCAACAGGAUAUGGUCUUCGAAUACGUCAAGAUCGGUACAGAACCCAGUUGCACAACUUUUGGACUCAGGAAAUUUUAUUGUGAGAAACACAAAUGAUGAUAACCCACAGAAUUUUCUUUGGCAGAGCUUUGAUUAUCCAGGUGACACGCUUUUACCAGGUAUGAAGGUAGGAAGGAACUUGUUAACCGGGCUAGAUUGGUACUUGUCAUCUUGGAAGAACAACGAUGACCCAGCUCAAGGUGAUUAUACUUUCAGGAUGGAUACUCGUGGAUAUCCACAAUCAAUUCUGUACAAUAUUGCUGCUGAGACGUACAGGACUGGACCAUGGAAUGGUGUCCAGUUUAGUGGGACAUUGAACUUGAAAAAAAACAGUAUCUAUAAUUUCAAUUUUACUUUUGACGAGCAGGAGGUGUCUGGUGGUUACGAGCUUGUCAACAGCGCAGUUAUUUCAAGGUUUGUGUUGAGUCAGGAUGGUGUUAUGAGGCGCUGGACAUGGAUUGAUCGAACACAAGAUUGGAACCUCUACAACACUGCACCAGCUGAUAGCUGUGACAAUUAUGCAGCGUGCGGUGCUUAUGGUAGCUGCAACAUUGCUAAUUCCCCAAUAUGUGGGUGUUUGAACAAAUUUGUCCCAAGAUACCAGAAGGAUUGGGAUAGGGGAGACUGGUCAAAUGGAUGCAUGAGGAGGACACCCUUUGUUUGUCACCAUGGAGAUGGAUUCCUAAAGUAUUCCAGGGUCAAAUUGCCAGACACACGAAAUUCAUGGUUCAACGUGAGCAUGACCCUUGAGGAAUGUGGGGCACUGUGCUUGGAAAACUGCUCUUGUAUGGCAUAUGCAAAUUUAGACAUACGAGAAGGAGGAACUGGUUGCUUGCUUUGGUCUGGCCACCUGAUUGAUAUCAGAGAGUUCAGUGAAGGCGGGGAAGAUCUCUAUGUGAGGAUGGCAUCCUCUGAGUUAGAAAUAGUCCCCCACGUUAGCUCCAAUGGGAAGAGGAGAGAGAAAAUCGUAGUCAUCUUGACAGUAACAACUGGAAUGCUUCUGCUAUGCCUGAUCCUGUUCUUGUAUGUUUGGAAAAAUAGAAAGCACAAGCAGCUAAAGCGAAAAGUAAUAAUGGGAUACAUCUCCGAGCAGAAUUAUACCAAUAGUGAAAGCCAGAAGGAAGAUUUCCAGUUACCAUUUUUUGACUUUGCUACAAUUGUGAAUGCUACUGAUAACUUCUCAAUAAACAAUAAGCUGGGGGAGGGUGGAUUUGGCUCUGUUUACAAGGGUGAGCUUAGAGGGGGACAAGAAAUGGCUGUGAAGAGACUUUCGAGAAAUUCUACUCAAGGACUCGAUGAGUUCAAGAAUGAAGUUUUAUAUAUUGCAAAGCUUCAACAUCGGAAUCUUGUGAAGCUUCUAGGAUGCUGUAUUCAAGGAGAAGAGAAGAUGCUGAUCUAUGAAUACAUGCCCAACAAAAGCUUGGACUACUUUAUAUUUGGUCAAACCCAAAGCACAUUACUAGAUUGGCCUAAGCGCUUUAACAUUAUCAUUGGAAUUUCCCGGGGGCUUUUGUAUCUUCAUCAAGAUUCCAGACUGAGAAUUAUCCAUAGAGAUCUCAAGGCCAGCAAUAUAUUGCUAGAUAUUGACAUGAACCCAAAAAUUUCAGAUUUUGGUUUGGCUAGAAGUUUUGGAGGAAAUGAAACAAAAGCGAAUACAAACCGAGUAGUUGGGACAUAUGGCUACAUGCCUCCGGAGUACGCGGUGCAUGGGCAUUUCUCAGUAAAAUCGGAUGUUUUUAGCUUUGGUGUUUUGGUGCUGGAGAUUGUUAGCGGGAAGAGAAACAGGGGUUUUGUUCAUGCAAACCACCGUCACAACCUUCUUGGGCACGCAUGGAUUCUAUACAGAGAAGGCAGGUCAAUAGAACUAAUUGAUGCAUCUCUAAGGAACUCAAGUUAUCUAUCUGAAAUACUAAGAUCAAUCCAUGUUAGUCUAUUAUGUGUGCAACAAUGUCCAGAAGAUAGGCCGAGUAUGUCAUCAGUGGUUCUAAUGUUGGGUGGUGAGGGUGCAUUGCCUCGACCUAAACAUCCUGGUUUUUUCACAGAAAUGAAUUUAGGUGAUGCUGAUUGUUCAACAAGCAGGGAUGCACCAAGUUCAACCAAUGAAGUCACUAUUACGCUGUUGGAUGGUCGAUAGAGAACACAAUCAAGCCGAUGUUUGCAUGUUUCUAAAUCUGUGAAUCAUGAAACUUUCUUUCUUAUCUUCUCUUUUUUAGGCCAUUUAUCUUUUUUUGCUUGGGUUAAUUUGUGGAAUAUGAUAAUCAUUACCGAACUCUGCAUCACAUUCCUUGUAGGAUAAUAGUUUCAUUAACCUUUACUCUUGUAGUCAUUUCAUUUUGGCUAACUAGUAAGUUGCCAUGAAAGGCUUGGACUCCUUUAUUUGUAAUUUGAUUCAACCCCCUUAAAACUAGAUAUAUAAAGUUUGAGCAAUUUUUGCAUAAA